CGAACGUCCAUCGCGUCGUAAUGUCAAUAUUUUGUUCACUGGGAACUUCUAUGAGCCGUGAGGAUUACGUAGCAUCUUUCGCUAAUUCAACAAGUUGACACCGUAUUUUGAUUUGUUUAUAAACGGGCUUGUUUUGAUUUGUGUGUGCGUUGAAAGUCCUCGCUCGAAUUACGCUGGUUCAAAUUAAUUCAAUUUCCCAUACAAUGGAUCGCGAGGAUAUACAAGUCAAGGUACAGCGUAUGUUGCGCAAACAGAAAUAUAAGCAACUACUGGAGGAAGGUGCCCAGCUUGGGUUGCGUGCCGAAACGGCUGACCCGGUGGCGACGUUCGAAGCGGUAACCCACAUUUUGGAAGCAUCGAAUGUACUGCAGAGCGAAGGACGCAUCAAGGACCGGGCCGAAGCUACCACCGAAGUGUUGAUGGAUGCUCAGGUGGUCAAAAUGAGCCAUGACGUCGUGCACGCCGCGAUGCAGAGAAUGGGAAAUUCGGAGUUUUCCGAUGACGAGCUCGUUGGUGCUAUUUUAUCCAAAUUCGACGUCGAACAGGGAGUCGAAAACUGGGACAAACUGACCCGCGAUGCGGCAGCAAUCUUCCGGAUGAGCAAGCACAAUCAAUCACUGUAUGGAACGUUCGAAUCAGAACCGGAGCCUGCCACCCAAAAGGAGGUGAAGCAACGCGCACAGCGACAGCGCACCGAUUUCGGCCAGGCGAAAAAACCGGACACGGUGGAUAAGUUGCAGCGUCAGGAGAAAAGCGCGCAAAAGUUAAAUCUCAUAUUCAACCAGAUUGUGACACUCUGCGAGCAGCGACGAGCGCCUUUACCGUACUAUGAACUCAUAACUGACCCGCAGGACUUCAUGACAACGGUGGACAAUGCGUUCCAGAUUUCGUUUUUGAUUCGGGACGGCAAGGUGGCGCUGUUGGUUGACGAAAACCACGAGCCACUCGUGAGGCCCACCAGCGAGAAGGAAAACGAACAGGCCCAGCGGAUGAAUGAGACAACGCAGGCCAUUUUGGGGUUGAACCCUAAGAAGUGGAGGGAUAUGAUCGAACGUUAUGAAGUUGACGAACCGAUGCUGAUUUUGAACCGAGACGAAUUGAAUGCGACACAGCUGCCGACGUAGAUGACUCGAGCUUUCCUCAGGUGAGAUGUACAUGAACAAACCAUUCCUUGUGUUAAGUUAUUUAUUGUACGAUUCGGUGCAGCCUAUUGAAAAACGUUGCUUCUCUGUUAAGAUCUUGUUAUUUUUCGAACAAAGGGCAAUAUGUGUUCGGAUACGUUAAGAAUAAACUACAGACUAAC
This is a messenger RNA of Toxorhynchites rutilus septentrionalis, 1303 nucleotides long. It is a transcript of the gene Nse4, whose product is annotated as EP300-interacting inhibitor of differentiation 3. The transcript is spliced from 4 exons. Bases 204 to 1124 code for a protein of 306 amino acids. Gene Ontology annotation, biological process: DNA repair. Gene Ontology annotation, cellular component: nucleus; Smc5-Smc6 complex. Lineage: Eukaryota; Metazoa; Arthropoda; Insecta; Diptera; Culicidae. The record is from RefSeq and is a predicted model, not a curated record.